AUGGCCAAAGCCCAGCUGUGUGGAUUACAGGACGAGUUCACCUGCUCGGUGUGUCUGGACACCCUGACUGACCCUGUCACGAUCCCCUGUGGACAUAAUUUCUGUCUGAAUUGCCUCAUGGACUGCUGGGAAAAAAGCCAAGAGACCAGCUGUCCUCAAUGCAGAGAGAACUUCACCACGAGGGCUGCUCUGCGAAGAAAUAAUCUGCUGAAUGAAGUCAUCAAGAAAUUAAAGAAGAUGACACUCAGUCCUCCUCCUCCUCCUCAGAAUUAUGCUGGCCCUGGAGACGUGGAGUGUGAUUUCUGUACUGGUAAGAAGUUCAGAGCAGUGAAGUCCUGUCUCACCUGCCCGGCCUCCUACUGUCAGAAUCACCUGCAGCCUCACUAUGAAGUAGCGGCCUGGAAGGGACACAAGCUGGUUGAUCCUGAUAGAAAUCUGAAAGAGAAACUCUGUGAGAAACAUCAGAAAAGUCUGGAGAUAUUCUGUAAAACUGAUGAUUCCUGUAUCUGCUUGAUGUGUGUGGUGACUGGACAUAAAAAUCAUGAAAUGGUCGAGCUGGAGACGGAAAGUGAAGAAAAGCAGAAACAGCUGGGGGCGACACUGAGUGACAUCAAGAGGGGA
Polypterus senegalus (gray bichir) is the source of this 621-nucleotide messenger RNA. Its product is annotated as E3 ubiquitin/ISG15 ligase TRIM25-like. Gene Ontology annotation, molecular function: zinc ion binding. NCBI's taxonomy places the organism in Eukaryota, Metazoa, Chordata, Cladistia, Polypteriformes, Polypteridae. The annotation marks the transcript as partial. The record is from RefSeq and is a predicted model, not a curated record. The transcript is spliced from 2 exons.